AUGAAGUUUUCCAAUACAUUCGUUUUAGCUUUUGCUGCCUGUGCCAUGGCUGCUCCAGCACCUGCUCCUGCCGCUGAUGCUGCUUAUCAACAACAUGCAGUUGUUCCUGCUGCUGUCAAGAGGGAAGAAGACUGUCAAGAACCAGUUUUUCACGGUCAUCAUAAACACAAGAGAGCCGUGGUUUAUGAUUAUGCUUAUGUUACCGUUACUGUUGAUGCCAAGGGUAACCCAGUUACUACUACCGCCGUUACCUCAACUGAAUCAACUGGCGAUGCAGAGCAAACUGGCACUACUUCACUCGACGUCUCAUCAACUACAACCAUUGUUCAAAAUGACUCGUUGACUUCAAACGAACCAUCUACCUUGUCUUUGCCAAGUGGAACCAUUUCUGCUUCUACUUCUUCUUCGCAAGCGUCCUCAACCAGCUCUAGUGGAUCGUCCUCCGACAAUGGUAUCUAUGGAGACUUGUCGGCUUUUGAAAAUCCAACUGAAGAGUUCCAAGAUGGUGUUCUCUCAUGUGAUUCUUUCCCUUCAGGACAAGGUGUUAUUGCCUUGAACCACUUGGGUUUCGGUGGUUGGUCCGGAAUUUACAACAGUGACACUUCAACUGGUGGAAAAUGUCAAGACGGUUCUUACUGCUCCUAUGCUUGUCAAAGUGGUAUGUCCAAGACCCAAUGGCCAGACUCACAACCAUCAAAUGGAGUUUCAGUUGGUGGAUUAUUGUGUAAGAAUGGUAAAUUAUACAAGACCAACUCAAGAUCAAACUACUUGUGUGAAUGGGGUGCCAAUAAAGCCAACGUUGUUAGCAAAAUUGAUAAAUCAGUUGCCAUUUGUAGAACUGAUUACCCAGGUACUGAAAAUAUGGUUAUUCCAACCGUUGUUGGUGCUGGUCAAAGCUCAGUUAUUACUGUUGUUGACCAAGAUUCUUAUUACAAAUGGAAAGGAGGAUCUACUUCUGCACAAUAUUAUGUCAACAAUGCUGGUGUUUCGUACGAAGAUGGUUGUGUUUGGGGAACAUCAGGAUCUGGUGUUGGAAAUUGGGCUCCAUUGAAUUUCGGUGCUGGUUAUUCAAAUGGUAUUGCUUAUUUGUCCUUGAUUCCAAACCCAAACAAUUACGAUUCAUUGAACUUCAACGUCAAGAUUGUUGCUGCUGAUGAUUCUUCCAAUGUUAGUGGCCAAUGUGUUUAUGAGAAUGGUAAAUACAAUGGUAAUGGAAAGGAUGGAUGUACCGUUGGUGUUACCCAAGGUAAGGGUAACUACGUCUUGUACAAUUAA
This is a messenger RNA of Lodderomyces margitis, 1275 nucleotides long. RefSeq names its product putative glucosidase (gene SUN41). NCBI's taxonomy places the organism in Eukaryota, Fungi, Ascomycota, Pichiomycetes, Serinales, Debaryomycetaceae. The record is from RefSeq and is a predicted model, not a curated record. Bases 1 to 1275 code for a protein of 424 amino acids. Gene Ontology annotation, cellular component: fungal-type cell wall; cell surface. The transcript has a single exon. Gene Ontology annotation, biological process: fungal-type cell wall organization.